CACAAGCCGUAAACAUCUGAGUAGGGCAUUGGUUCCUCCCUGUACAUGUGGAAGAGGGAUUUUGUAUCAGGAGGCCUCCAUUCUUUAAAUUCAGCCACGUGAACCAUGCCGUGGCGGUGAAUUUUGCCAGGUUCCCUUUUAUCGUUAGUUAUCGCUGCCGGCCUGGCAAGGAUUCGUUGGACAGAAAGGCGUGGUUGAUUUUGCCACAGCGUGGCCCUCAUAGCAGAGAAAGGCAAUCACGGGCCCGUAGUCGAAAUCAGGAAUUCCUGCCGUCGAAUCUGAAUCAAAAUAAUGGAUCAGGGGACAGCCAUCCGAGCAGCCGACAAGGACGCUCCCACCCCAAGUGGAAGCCUCGCAGGGAUAUCGGACCCCCAAUUACAAGAAUACCGGGAUGCAUUUAAACUCUUUGACAAGGACGGUGACGGCUCCAUCACUAUCGACGAACUCGGCACCGUCAUGCGCAACCUGGGCCAGUUCCCGUCCGAGGACGAGCUGAAAGAAAUGCUGCACGACAUCGAUACAGACGGAAACGGCACUAUUGACUUCGACGAAUUCGUCGCGAUAAUGUCGAAAAUUGUGAAGGGGGACGAGGGGAUCCCUGAGGACGAGGAGAAAGAGCUACGAGAGGCCUUUAAGUUGUUUGACAAGGCCGGAAACGGCUACAUCAGCGCGUCCGACCUCAGACAGGUGCUGAACUGUCUGGGACAGGAUCUUACCGAGGAAGAAGUAGACGAAAUGAUCAGUGAAGUGGACGUUGAUGGCGAUGGUAGGAUUGACUACGAAGAGUUCGUGGCAGCCAUGUGUGACAGAACGGCGGAGAAGUGACAUCACAAAGCAUCAUUUAGCACUAGCAUGAUACUGACCCACCUAAUCGCAUCUCCUCAACGGGCUCAAAUCAGGGCUUUACAUCUUGUAAGGAUUUGUUGCAAGUGAUAUGUUGGUAAAAGUGGUUGUAUUUUUCGUCAAAUUGUAUUUUUCGUCAAAUUGUGUGUCGUCAAAUUGAAUUCGUAUAUACAAUGCAUGUACACAUUGGUCGGAUAUGAUAUAUGCAUCUAUCUGCUGAUGGAUAAUGAUACAAUACAAUGAAAUCAAAUUAGGGAUAUCUCAGCGAAUGAAUCCUCGUUUUUUUUUCAAAAUGAUGUGUUGAAUUAGAUUAAGCCGUCAUAUGCAAGUGAAAAUAAGAAUGUGUAAGCGGAAAACCAUAGCUAUUGUUGUGGAAGAAUCCGAAAAUAUAUUACUGGUGAUGAAUAAAUAUGAUAAACAGAUUCAACCGCUACCAUCAACAGCUAUAUUCAUACUGAUUUUUUCUUACAUUUGGAUGCGGUACGUGUAAUUGUUCUGUAUGAUUUGAGAAUAAUGUCUCUGUACAUAUAAAUAAAAAAAAUAUUACCUCGACUUUCAUUGACUUUUUGAUGUAGAAACAAUAAAUCAAUUUGAAACGUAACUGUGUGCACCAUAGUCCGGUAAUGCCUGAUUACUCCGCAUUUUGUUGCGCUCAUAUGUCCAGCCAUGUAUGCGCAUUUAGUCAAUAAAACACAAAGAAACAAGUGAA
Molecule: messenger RNA, 1552 nt
Organism: Branchiostoma floridae (Florida lancelet)
Lineage: Eukaryota; Metazoa; Chordata; Leptocardii; Amphioxiformes; Branchiostomatidae
Product: calmodulin-A-like
Exons: 6
Coding region: 292-825 (177 amino acids)
Molecular function (GO): calcium ion binding; enzyme regulator activity
Source: RefSeq, a predicted model, not a curated record